CUCCUUCGGGUAUGUGCGGACCUCCUUCCCGGUGUGCCCUGAGCCUGCGUCUCCGUCUCUCCUGCUUGGCCCCCUUCGGCCUCCCGGUGCCGGGACCGAGCUCCUGCGUGCCCCGCGUUCCGAGAGUCAACAUGGCUGGAGCUGAGGAAGUGGUCCACGGAGGUUGUGACAACCAUUCUCCCUUUGCUGGUGGGAAGUCUGUGCUGUGCUUUGGGCAGAGCCAGUACACAGCUGAAGAGUACCAGGCCAUCCAGAGGGCUCUGAGGCAGAGGCUGGGCCCAGAGUACAUCAGCAGCCGCAUGGCUGGAGGAGGCCAGAAGGUGUGUUACAUUGAAGGUCAUCGGGUGAUUAACCUGGCCAAUGAGAUGUUUGGUUACAAUGGCUGGGCACACUCCAUCACCCAGCAGAAUGUGGAUUUUGUUGACCUCAACAAUGGCAAAUUCUACGUGGGAGUCUGUGCAUUUGUCAGGGUGCAGUUAAAGGAUGGGUCCUAUCAUGAGGACGUGGGUUAUGGAGUUAGUGAGGGCCUCAGGUCAAAGGCUUUGUCACUGGAGAAGGCUAGGAAGGAGGCUGUGACUGACGGGCUGAAGCGGGCACUCAGGAGUUUUGGGAAUGCACUUGGAAACUGCAUUCUGGACAAAGACUACCUGAGGUCACUAAAUAAGCUUCCACGACAGCUCCCUCUUGAAGUGGAUUUAACUAAAACAAAGAGAGAAGAUUUUGAACCAUCUGUGGAACAGGCAAGAUAUAACAGCUGCCGACAGAAUGAAGCACUGGGACCCUCAAAACUACAAGAAGCAACUUCCCCUUGCAGACCAAGCCACCCACAUGAUUCGGACAGUAGGCUGCAGGGGGCUAAGGACUGCAGCAGCUCCUGCAGUCUGGCCGCCACCAGGGAGAGUGAUGCCAUUCACCAGCGGAAGCUCCGGAAGCUCCGGCAGAAGCAGCUGCAGCAGCAGUUCCGCCAGCGGAUGGAGGCUCGCCUGCAGGGCCAGGCACCUGCUGCAGAGGUGGAAGCCGAACCUGAGGCAGUGCUUCCAGCCCCUCCUCCGAAACACAGUACCCCCAUAACUGCUGCUUCAGAACUCCUCAGGGAGAAAGCCAUCUUCCCAGAUAACCCUGAAGACAACCCUGAAAUGUGGGACCUGACUCCAGAUUUAGAAGACAUUAUUAAGCCUUUGUCUAGACCAGAACCACCCCACACUUCUACCACCCGAGCCCUCAACCACCAGGAGGUGAUUCAGGAUGGUGUCCUACACAGCCUUUGCCACCAGAUGCCACCAGAAAAACCUGGAGCUGGGCACCUGCAGACUUGCAGCACUUACCAGCAUGUACUAGGAAACUCUGACUCUCAUAUGAAGAUCCAGGACCUGAAGAAAAGGAAACUGGAUCCAUCCUGAAGCUCAAGUCAUGACUAGAUUCUGUCACAGGAAGUUUGGUCACAAAAUUGUUCCCAAGGCUUUCUUUUGAACUUAUUAGAGUACUAGAGUACUUUAAAGAGGUUGUCAUAUGCUAUGAUGGGAGGAGGCCUUCCAUUGGCUCUGCAAGUUCUCAGUACUAUUCAUUCAGGCUACCUUCUUUUAGUGAUGCAGCCCAUCUAAGCACCAGCUUGAUCAUCACCUUCACUAAAUUACAUGUUAGCUCAUCUCUCCUUUUGUUUUCCACGAAGUGUUAACCAAUCAGGCCAUGGUGGUGGUUCAGGAUCACACAUGGACUCAAGUCAACAGAAGCCUCUAGAGAGAGAGAAGUACCAACACGUACAGUGGGUGCUUUCGCGUCUCUGAUUUAGGUCUUCUCCAUUCUCCAUGCUUACCAUGUCCUGUGGUUGAAUGUGGUUUGUAUACAGCAAGAAGGCCAGCAUGAAUUUUUUUUCAAUUUUAUAUGAUUAAGUUAUAAUAAAGACUACAUCUCAACAGUUGCUGCCUUUAUAGGGUUUCUCUGUGUAACAACAGCCCUCACUGUUUUGGAACUUACUUUGUAGCCCAGACUUACCUUGAACUCACAGAGAUCUCUGGGAUUAAAGGUGUGUGCCACCACCCACCACCCACUUCCCAUUAGUGCAUUUUCAAGCCAUCGAGUAAAUUUGUAUUUAAACAUUGACAGAAUUGUGGAAUUUACAACUGAGAUUACUGGUAGAUAAGCCUUUCAUGGCUGUACUUGGCAAAAGCAAAACUCACAUUGAUGGUGGAAUUCUCAUUAUACUACAUGGAAUUUUAAAGAAUUGUUUUCUUCUGACUGAAACCUUUGAAUGAAAAAAUAUGGGUUAUGGGGGUAGCCACUGCAUAAUUUCUCAUUUAAAGAAAUGGCAACCGGGUGAUGGUGGUGAAUGCCUUUAAUCUCAGCAUUCAGAAGGCAAAGACAAAUCUCUGAGUUCAAGGCCAGCUUCACAGAGAAACCCUGUCUCAAAAAAAUAAAAAAAACCAUGGCAUCUCCCCCAAGCAAGGAAAUGAUCCAAGGAAUAGGGUUUUUUUUUGUUGUUGUUUGUAAUUUUACAUGUGUUUUGCCUGCAUGUACGUGUACAUGCAUUUGUAGUAUCCAUGGAGGAGUUAGAAGAAGUUGUUAGAUUCCCUGAAACUGGAAUUAUUGUUGGGGGUGAGCCGCCAUGUGGGUGCUGGGAAUUGAACUUGGGUUCUCUGCAAAGGCAGUACACACUCUUAACUGCUGAGCUCUCCCUCCAGCCCCAGGAAUAGGUUUUUAAGGAAGCGACUACUCUUAACUAUACCACCCCCAGUAGUUUUCUUUCCCCAAAUGAACAAUGAAUUUGUAAUUUUACUUAAGCUGAAUUUGUGGUUUUGUUGUGCUGAAUCCUUAAAAAAUAUCUUUAAUUACACUAUAUUUAU
Molecule: messenger RNA, 2840 nt
Organism: Chionomys nivalis (European snow vole)
Lineage: Eukaryota; Metazoa; Chordata; Mammalia; Rodentia; Cricetidae
Gene: Rad52
Product: RAD52 homolog, DNA repair protein
Exons: 12
Coding region: 12-1400 (462 amino acids)
Biological process (GO): double-strand break repair via single-strand annealing; DNA recombinase assembly; mitotic recombination
Cellular component (GO): nucleus
Source: RefSeq, a predicted model, not a curated record